Messenger RNA from Letharia columbiana, 288 nucleotides. RefSeq lists its product as uncharacterized. The record is from RefSeq and is a predicted model, not a curated record. The transcript is spliced from 3 exons. Gene Ontology annotation, molecular function: long-chain fatty acyl-CoA binding. The coding region runs from base 1 to 288 and encodes 95 amino acids. Gene Ontology annotation, biological process: fatty acid metabolic process. Lineage: Eukaryota; Fungi; Ascomycota; Lecanoromycetes; Lecanorales; Parmeliaceae.
AUGGUCGCCCAAACCGCCGCGUUCAAGAAAGCAGUCGAAGAAUCCCGCAAGCUCAAGGCAAAACCCAACAAUGACGAGCUUCUAGAGCUCUACGCAAACUACAAGCAAGGAACCGGAGAAGACUUCUCAAAGGCCACGCAGCCCGGCACUUUCGCUUUCCAGGAGAAGUACAAGUACAAUGCCUGGAAGAAGGUUGCCGUCGAAGACAAAGUCACACCCUCUGCUGCCCAGCAGCACUACGUCCAGUUGGUCGAGAAGCUGAAGGGUAGCUACGGCUUCGAUGCCUAA